Molecule: messenger RNA, 5806 nt
Organism: Ailuropoda melanoleuca (giant panda)
Lineage: Eukaryota; Metazoa; Chordata; Mammalia; Carnivora; Ursidae
Product: protocadherin beta-3-like
Exons: 2
Coding region: 199-2082 (627 amino acids)
Biological process (GO): homophilic cell-cell adhesion
Cellular component (GO): plasma membrane
Molecular function (GO): calcium ion binding
Source: RefSeq, a predicted model, not a curated record
ACUCUUUAAGGCACCGAUCCAAUUCGGUAAACUAGGGGGUUGUGAGCCUGGGCAGAUUUUUAAGCAAGCAAAUCUGAGCCCAGGAAAGGAUUAUUCGCUAGACCUUCUUCAAAGGUUGGAAGGCAAAAGGCUGCGUUUGCUAGCACUGCCGGAGGCUUAGUUUGUCAAUAUAUCCGGGAAGAACGUGGCGAAAGCACAAUGGAGGCCAGAGGGGAGCGUUUUCUUAGACAAAGCCGUAGAGACGGAAGAAAGUACCCACAACUGGUGCUGGACAAAGCGCUAGACCGCGAGGAGCAGACAGAGCUCCUUUUGACGCUCACCGCGCUGGAUGGCGGCUCUCCACCCCGGUCGGGAAUCGUCCAGAUCCACAUCCUGAUCUUAGACAUAAACGACAACGCCCCUGAAUUUACACAGUCACUCUAUGAGGUUCAAAUUCUAGAGAACAGCCCCAUUAACUCUGUUAUUGUCACUGUCUCAGCUUCUGACUUAGAUACAGGAAAUUUGGGGACAGUAUCAUAUGCAUUUUUUCACGCUUCUGAAGAAAUUCGCAAAACCUUCCAGCUAAAUCCAAUUACUGGUGAUAUCCAGCUAGUCAAAUAUUUGAAUUAUGAGGUUUUGAAUACUUAUGAAGUGGACAUAGAAGCUAAGGAUGGUGGAGGCCUUUCCGGAAAAACCACAGUGAUAGUUCAGGUGGUUGAUGUGAACGACAACCCACCAGAACUGACCUUGUCCUCAAUUACCAGCCCUAUCCCUGAGAACUCGCCAGAGACUGUGGUGGCUGUUUUCAGUGUUUCUGAUCUAGACUCUGGAGACAAUGGGAGAAUUAUGUGUUUCAUCGAGAACAAUCUCCCCUUCAUGCUCAAACCAUCCGUAGAAAAUUUUUACACCCUAGUUACAGAGAGACCACUCGACAGAGAGAGCCAGGCCGAGUACAACAUCACCAUCACCGUCACCGACCUGGGGACCCCCAGGCUGAAAACCCAGCACAACUUAACCGUGACGGUGUCCGACGUCAACGACAACGCCCCCGCCUUCAGCCAAAGCUCCUACACCCUGCGGGUCCGCGAGAACAACAGCCCCGCCCUGCACAUCGGCAGCGUGAGCGCCACCGACAGAGACGCGGGCGCCAACGCCCAGGUCACCUACUCGCUGCUGCUGCCGCCCCACGACCCGCACCUGCCCCUGGCCUCGCUGGUGUCCAUCAACGCGGACAACGGGCAGCUGUUCGCGCUCAGGGCGCUGGAUUACGAGGCGCUGCAGGCGUUCGAGUUCGGCGUGCGCGCGGCCGACCGCGGCUCGCCCGCGCUCAGCAGCCAGGCGCUGGUGCGCGUGCUGGUGGUGGACGACAACGACAACGCGCCCUUCGUGCUGUACCCGCUGCAGAACGGCUCGGCGCCCUGCACCGAGCUGGUGCCCAGGGCGGCCGAGGCGGGCUACCUGGUGACCAAGGUGGUGGCGGUGGACGGCGACUCGGGCCAGAACGCCUGGCUGUCGUACCAGCUGCUCAAGGCCACGGAGCCCGGGCUGUUCGGCGUGUGGGCGCACAACGGCGAGGUGCGCACGGCCCGGCUGCUGAGCGAGCGCGACGCCGUCAAGCACAGGCUGCUGGUGCUGGUCAAGGACAAUGGCGAGCCGCCGCUGUCGGCCAGCGUCACGCUGCACGUGCUGCUGGUGGACGGCUUCUCGCAGCCCUACCUGCCGCUGCCGGACGUGGCGGCGGCCGAGGCCCGGGCCGACCCGCUCACCGUCUACUUGGUCAUCGCCUUGGCGUCGGUGUCGUCGCUCUUCCUGGUGUCGGUGCUGGUGUUCGUGGCGGUGCGGCUGUGCAGGAGGAGCCGGGCGGCGUCGGGGGGCGGCUGCGCGGUGCCCGAGGGCCCGUUUGCGGGCCACCUGGUGGACGUCAGCGGCACGGGGACCCUGUCCCACAGCUACCAGUAUGAGGUGUGUCUGAGGGGAGGCUCAGGGACCGGCGAGUUCAAGUUCCUCAAACCGAUCAUACCCAAUUUCCAGGGCCACUCCCCUGGGCCAGCAGUAGAAGAAAACCCCAACUUUAGGAAUGACUUCGGUUUUAGUAUUCGGUGACUGUAUUCUUUUCAUCUUACAGCUAUUUAAAAUUGGUAAUUUCAAGAUAUGGAUUCUCUGGCAACCUAUUAAGAAUAUUUAAAUCCCACUGCCUGCAAAAUUUCUUAUAUUGUUUGUUUUAAAGAAUAGUAUCCUUUUUUUUUUAAAGAAUAGUUUUAAAGAAUAGUAUCCUUUUUUUCAUUACUAUAAGAAGCGAAUGGCUCUAAAUCUUGCCCUCAAAACACUAAUGAAGUCAGUAGUUGUACAAAUUCUUGUGGAAUGGCUUAGGAAUAGAUUAGGAAAAACAGUGAAAAAUUAAUUCUAUAUGAUCAGUUGUAUCCCUUUGAGUUUUUACUUUAAAUCAUUAGGUAAAUAAGAGCAUUAAGACACUAACACACGAAGAAUGCCUAAUGGGAAGGAAAUAACUGGUACAGUGAGAAUCUGGUUCUUGCUUUAUUCUGGUCUCAUAGCCCUUAACUCUGAUAAUUGUUUUCUUUUAAAAAUAUUAUACUAACUGCACUUCCUCUCAUUAAUAUACUCAUUAAUAUACUCAUUAAUAUACUAGGUGUUAAUUUUAAUGUAAUUAUUUUAUUGCCUUCCAUUUAGUGUCAUUGCUGUUAACAUCAUGUUUAUCCAGUGACAUGAAACAGCAUAGUCACAAAAUGGACUUUUUCUAUUCGAGAAACAUUGAGCAUGUGUGACAGAAAAUGUAGUGGCCACCUAAAUCCAGUCAUCUUUCCUUCUUUAGUAACAGGUCCCAAAUUUCAUGUCAGGCAUUAGUAUAUUUAGUCAAAAGAAUACAUUUUCCCACCCUGGCAGCUGGAAUGGAGCACUUGACUAGGUUAUUGCCAAAGGAAUGUAUAUAGAAAUGUUGUAGGAGACUUCCAGGAAGGCUAUUUAAAGGGUGAGGUCCCAUUUGGUCCUUCUCUAACUGCUCCUUACAGCUAGGAAUGUGUAAGUCAUAGCAGGAACACAAUUAGCCAUGUUGCAUCAUAAAGCAAAACUAAGGAUAGAAAUAAUGUACAAAGACAAGUCAGUAUAGAAUAAACUUAAAAGAGAUGUGAGUCUCUGGUAAUUAUGGAGUCAUCCUGUCAUCCCUGGAGUGCCUAGUUCUGAGGUGUUUUUUGUUUUUUUUUUACUAGAGAAGUAAAGAAACUUCUAUCUCAUUUAAUCCACCAUCAUUUUAGAUUUUGUGCUACCUCCAGUGGAAUCCAAUCCUAAAGCUUUAACAGUAAGAUUUUUUAUUAAAAUGUUCUUCAGUAUAGUAAAAUGCACAGAUCUUAAGUGUAUGAUUUGAUAUAACAUCUUUUAAAGCUCUUAUUCUUGAUUUCUAAUUUAGUUAAAAGUAGAGUACAGAGUGCUUUACAUUCAUUCUCUUUUUAAUCUUAUGCCAAACCCUAAGGAAGCUGGCAUAUUGCCCUCUUUUACACAUGAGAAAACUGAAUCUUAGAAAGGUUAGAAACUUGCUAACAAUUCCAAAGUAAUGAAAGGAAAAAUUUGAAAUAUAUUCUAAGUCUAUUUGAAUGGAAUACUCCAGUUCUUAAUCCAUGUGUUAUAAUGCCUGGGAGGUAGCAUUGUCUUCCUAACUAAGCAAAAUGAAAUCCAUCUAUUUCAUGAACUGAACUCCUAGGCAGAAGUGUAACUUUGCAUGUAUAGUUUGUACUUGUUUCUUUACUAUAGAUUAAAACACUACUCUGGACCAGCAGAUCCAAAGUUCUUAUAGAAGCACUGACCUAAGUAAGCUGGGUCAGACAACAGAAUUAAUCUUCAUUAGGAGCAAAGCAAUCUGAUAAUUUUCCUUUAUCUUUUCAACAUAUCACAUUCAUUAUUGCAGAAACAAAUGCCCUGAAUAAGGAAUAGAAUUACCCUAUGGUUAUAUUUAUUUAAUUUCUUGUACUAUGCCUUCAGUCUCUUUUCUGUCAAUCCUGAUAUAAAUUUUUCAUUUUCUUUAGAAAGUUGAAAUUCACUUUAUUAUAUAUUUUUUCUAAGUCUCUAAUUCAAAUUAAAUAUACUGUAUUCAUUUUAGCACACUAUUGUUUGAAAGCAAUUGAUAUUUCUAGUAUUAAUUUUAAGUGAAACGACUAAUUUCAGAAAAGUAUGGGCAAUGGUGUGGAGGAAUUUUUUUUCACUAAAUAAUUUAGAGACUCUGGGUAUUUAGUAAGAAACUGAUAGGCUCUAGCUAUUUUCUGUUAAAAUUAAUCACAUGUCUUUGGCAACUCCUCAAAAAUUAUGUUGAAAAAAGAUGUAGGGGGUCAUUAAUGACUUUAUUCUGAAAGGAUGGUUCACCAGAUCUGAAUCAGACAUUUUCAGGGUGAUAAAUUGUAGGGUGAUAAAUUGCUGUUGACACAGCUGCUGGAUGCAUGUAUAUCUAUACUUGUGUUAUGUACUAGUUUUCCAUUGCUGCUAUAAAAAUUACUGCAAACAUAGUGGCUUUAAACUAAAAAAAAAAGUAUUAUAGUUUUUUAGGUGUCUGAUAUGGGUGUUACUGGGCUAAAAGUGUUGGCAAGAGUGCAUAUCUUUCUGGUGGCUCUAGACAAGAAUCCAUUUCUUUGUGUUUUCCAGCUUCUAGAUGCUGCCUAUAUUAGUUGACUCAUAGCCCCUUUCAUCCAUCCUCAAAGCCAACAACAUUGUAUCUUUCCUCUCUCUUUUUAAAGAUUGUAUUUAUUUAUUUGACAGAACAUAAAAGAGCACAAGCAGGGGGAGUGGCAGAGAGAGAGGGAGAAAUGAGCAGGAGCCCAAAGUGGGGCUUGAUCCCAGGACCCCAGGAUCAUGACCUGAUCUGAAGGCAGACACUUAACCUACUGAGCCACCCAGGCACCCAACAUUGUAUCUCUUUAACCAGUUCUUUCAUAUUCAUAAUUACCUCUGACCACAGCUAGCAAAAUUUUGUCCCACACAAAUGAUCCAGGAUAACCUUCCCUUCUUAAGAUCCUCUACUUAAUUACAUCUAUAAAUUCCCUUUUGUCAUGUAAGAUACAUAUUUACAGAUUUGGGGGAUUAGGAUGUCUUCGUGUGGAUGGCCAUUAUUCUUGUCUACCACAGAUUGGCUGCUUGGAAGAAAAUUAUCCAGUCUAGCAGUACCACUGGUGGUCAAAGGAAGGCAAAUAAAGGCCUUUAUAAGAGUAGUUUAGGCCUCAUUGAUUAGAUGCUUUAACCCCAAAGUAUUUAACAUUAAGAAAAACACUGCCUUGAUAAAGAUAUGAACCUUACUACAGUUAGAUUCAAAUUAUAAAAAUGGAAAACCUGAACAAACGAAUGCAAUCUUAAAGGGACUUGUAUCUAUAAUAUACAAAGAAUUCUUACAAUUCAAUUAUGAAAAGGCAAAUAAUCCAGUUUUAAAAUGGACAAAGAUCUGAAUAGAUGUUUCUCCAAGGAAUAUAUGCAACUAGACAAUAAGUCCAACAUCAGUGGUCAUCAGAGAAAUGCAAAUCGAAAUCAUAAUGAGAUACUACUUCAUGCCCACUAGAGUGGCUAGAAUCAAAAAGUCAUGGGGCGCCUGGGUGGCUCGGUCAGUUGAGCAUCAGACUCUUGAUUUCUGCUCAGGUCAUGAUCUCAUGGUGGUGAGAUGGAGCCCUGCUCAGGCUCUACACUCAGCAGAGUUAGCUUGAGAUUCUCUCUCUCCCUCUCCUUCUGCCCUUCCCUGGCUCAUGCAUGCGUGGGCAUGUGCAUGCUGUCUCUAAAAUAAAUAAAUAAAUAAAUAAAUAAAUAAAUAAAUAAAUAAAUAAAUAAAUAAAUAAAACAAAAG